AUGCACGCGACGGCGAUACGAUCCAAGGCAUCUACCUCCUGGAAGACGUUGAAGCAUUGGGAGGCGGUGCUAAAGGACCAUUGCGAGUUCGCCGUGUUCGCCGAGUAUAAGAACCUCGACGAAGAUGCCCAGAAGAAGCUGUUGCAAGCACUGGAGGGCGCCGUGUUGAUGCAGCUUGCAAACAUUCUUGCGCAGUUGCAGUUGCGAAAUGGGAAGGCAAGCAGCAAGAACAGUCGAAAAAGUAAGGCCGAAAGCUCCAGCGAAGUUAGCUCUUUGGUGACGGCGGUAAGAGCAGCUGCCGACAAUCCACGAGUCGCUGAUACCCUGACGCCCGAUGCCUUCGACAUCCUCCGGGACUUCUUGUCAUCAUGGGGUGCACCUGUUGGUGCUGAAGAGCUGCUCUACCGACACAAUCUUCAUGAGGUCCGGAUUCGUCAGGAGGUAUUGAGCCAGCUGAGCCAAUGUGCAAGUUCGGAUCAGAGCGUUACAAAGCGCAGCUGCGAUAGCUCCUGGGAGCACUUGCAGGCAGUGUCUAUCGCAAGCCUGCAGCUCUUCCGCAGCAUGACGAAGAUGCGUUUGGAGUGCAAAGUCGUGGGAAGUCCACAUCAUACGGUUGGACUGACAAUGGUAGUAGAGGACGCGUUGGGAGACCGGGCUCAUUGCGGUGUGUACAACCUGCCGGGGGUUUACAACCAGCAGACAGCAGACAAGGCCAUUCCCCUAAACUCCACGUUGAUCAUCGCGGAGCCCUUCAUGAAGAUUAUGGCUGAUGGUACUCGAGGCAUUCGCGUGGACAACCCGGACGAGAUCCAAAUCUUCCUUCCGGGACAGCGACUUCUUCCCCGUUUGGACGCGCGUAUUUCCGCGCGGCACUCUGCAUUUGCCGGAGGACUAUCGGAAGAGCCCGAGCACGGCGUGCGAGCGCCGGUGGAUGUGCAUGACUUGCUGGGCGACUUUCAGUCCGGUGCAACGGUGGAGCUACAUGGCCUCACAUCGAAACGUGGCGGGCAACUCAACGGCAAGGUGGGAGUGGUUGCAGAUGAGCAAGAUCCCAAAGACGUGGAGCGCAUUUCCGUGGAGCUUGCUAGCACCACCGGACGUGUAGAAGAUGUAGAAGUUGUCAAAAUUCGGCCUUCCAACUUGCGCCAUGUGGCCGAGAAUUCUUUGCAGGACAUCCUUCCGGCAAAGGCACAAGCCAACGAGGCCUUUGCGAGACGUGACUAUCUUGCUGCAAUUGAAGGUUAUGGCGAGGUCAUCAGGAAGCUGUCGCUCAUCAAAACUCACGAGGCUGCAUCUGAGAAGGUGAAGUGUUUGUGCAACAGGUCGCUCUGUUUCAGCAAAUUGGAGAGAUGGGAUGAAGCUCGCGAGGACUCGCUUGCGGCAGUGGAACGAGAACCGGCCAAUGGCAAAGCGCGCUUCCGCCUGGCUUUUGCAAUAUUCCGGGCUGGCACGGUCGAGAAUCAAACCAAGGUAUCCGAUGCGAUAAAGCAUGUUUGCAUUGCGGCAGCAUUGAAUAAGGUGCAUGCAGAUCAGUCAAUCACAGACUUGCUUGGAGAGAUAGCCAGCAUGUCAGAGAAGCCUGUACCGCCACCUGGAGGCGUGGUGGCGGUCAGGUCAUCACAGCAGUUGGCACAGGCCCUUUGUAGUGCCGCUACGAAGUUCAUCUGUCUGACCCCCGGUGACUACGCAUGUCUUCCUUGGCCACCUGCAUUUCGGGUGGAACACGAUGUGACAAUGGUGGGCUUGGGUAAUGUUACCUGCUUAAAAUCUGCGAGCCAUGUGUUUGAUAUUAGGGCCCGCUUGCACAUGAGCAACAUUCGACUAACCGACGGGCAGACCAAUGUGCAAGGGGAAGGUUUCGCUGCAUGCGUGGUGAGCGGUACUGCCUCUUGGCUCACUUUGGUCAGCUGCACCGUUGAGAACAGCUGCGCAGGUGGAGUUCUGGUUUGUGAGAGCGGCCGGUGCACCAUCGACAGUUGCAAAUUCCACAAUCUGUCGCGGCAAGCCAUCGAAGUGAGAGAGCUUGGGCAGCUAGAGGCACGACACACGCAGUUUCAGCGCGUCAGGCAGGGGGUGUCGGCCUACGCAGGAGCACGCAGCGUUCGCCUUGAGCACGUGCUCAUCGAUCGCACUCAGAACGAAGGAGUUCUAGCUUCUGGUGAUCUCAAGACCCCAGAGACCAAAAUCCUUGAGCAGAAUCUUGAUGUGACGCACCUCCAACAAGCCAGCAAUCCCCGAGGAACACCGGGAUGGAAGCAGCGGGCAGAGGCACAUCAGGCCGGUCGUUGGAUAUCAAUGAUGUCAGCCGAAAUGGCAGAGGAGCUGGAUUGGAACGGCAGACUGGUGUUUUUGAUGUCGGAUUCCACGAUCAGGAAUGCUGGAGGUUUGGCCUGCAGUUUGGAUGAAGGCUGCGCAGCGCAGGUUAUAAGGUGCACUGUGGAGAAGACGAGUAAAAACUUCUCCGCUGGGUUUGCGGGUAUUGGAAUGAUGAUCAAGGGCGGGUCAGAUGCCACAGUGAAGCAGUGCCGUUUCCUGGAGAACGUUGUAGGCUUGAACGUGGGCUUCAACUACGCAGGAAAUGUCGUUGUCGAGAACUGCGUCUUUGCCAAGAACGCGUUCAGGGACCUCGUCGAAGACGGCAACACAGACCCUCUACAGCUCAUUCGGGAGAAGCUCCGUAAGGGGGCGUCAUCCGCUGAUGCUGCAAAGCUAGAGUCAUACGUCGAGACGCACCGGCAAGCCGGUGUAUGGAGCACACCCGCCAAGCAGGUUGGACUGCGGUUCCUUUCAAAGAAGGAUCGGAUUCCUGAAAUCUCAGAGAUAUCAGCAGUUGGAGUGGGCCCGACAUCGAAGCAGCCUUUGCCACAGAAACUUGCAUGGGAAGCAGCUUCAGAGAACCGGUAUGAUCUGGCAACGCCUUGUCCAUGUGGUUUCUGCAGCACAGAGCUCGGGAACAGCGCGGAGUGUGGGCAAGUGGGUCUGCUGAACCACAUCGAUUUCCCCCCGUUCAUGUGCCUGCCGGCUCGCCCUGCCCUCGCGGAGAAGUUGGACGACCCUAACGCGCAGUUCUACUUCCGUUCAGAUGCAUCUGCUCCAUUUCGUCAUUGGUGUCUCAUGGGAGAGAUACUGUCGGUGGCUAUUGCCCGCGGUGCAGACGCACACUCCUUCAUGGCAGCGGCGGGUGAGGAUGCAGCCAAGAGCAUCCAAAUACGGACGAGGUUCGCAGACCAGUCCUCCCCAGAGUCCGAUGUAGAAGUCCUGAUCAUGCUGGACGAGCCGUUGGUGCAAGGGAGCUCGCCCUUGAAGCCGGGUUGUACUCUUGCUGUACUGUAUCCAGAAGCAUCGGAGAUUGACAUCACCCGGGGAACUGGCCAAGUGGUGGUCACCGACAGUCGCCGCAUCUAUGCCUUUGCUGGACCCCUAUCAGAAGUGCUGAAGCUAUCGGAGAACUGCCUGGCGGACGAGAACUCCGGUACCGAGCUUCAGUCGGCUCAAUACCCGCAACUUGGUCGUCAAACGGCCAUGCUUCGACAGCUCUCGUCCUCUGACUUUCGCUCCUUCGACUCGCACCUCAGCUUCGCUACCUGGGCAAAGCAAGCUGCAGACGAAGAGUCCCAACGUUCGGCUGCCGCGGAAGCUAUGGCCGAAGCUCCCGUGAAGGAGCUGCCUACAGAGACAGAAGCACCACAAGUUGAUGAGCCCAUUGUGGCAACGGCAGAUGACCUCUGCGCGCGGUUGGAUGCCUGCGAAAGCUCCGAGCUGGCGACUGUCAUUCAGGCGGUGGAGGAGGCGCUACAAGAGCUGAAGGACGAUGGCUCCUUCGUCAUCAGCAAAAGUGGUGGGCGGGUCAAGGUGCAGAACAAGUUGAAGCGCAUAAAGGCCCGCGUAGCCAAAGCUGAAGAAGCGUCCGCAGAGGUGGCAAAAACGGCCGAGGUGCAUGGAAUUGUCAUACAGGGGUUGGGUUUUGGGUUUCAGGACAUGUGCUGA
Molecule: messenger RNA, 3987 nt
Organism: Symbiodinium sp. CCMP2592
Lineage: Eukaryota; Dinophyceae; Suessiales; Symbiodiniaceae
Source: the annotation of a GenBank genome assembly